AUGGCACUUCAUCAGCGAUCCCAGUCACUUCCAGAAGAUUUUUUGGAAAAUUCAGUUCAUGAGUCAACCCAAAGUUAUCCUAUUCCUGUAAAAAUUUACCCGCAAACAAUUUCGGAUAACGACAAUUAUCUUUACGAGUCAGCAGUUGAAGCAUUUGUUUGGGAUUGGCCAUUCAGUGAGGAUCGAAUAGCUAAAGGAUUUCUCUCGGAAGAAAAAUUCUACGUUUGUCUGCCCUUCAAUCAAGGUGGCACUGGGGAAUCUCGAGGAACUCUCAAAAAAUUUGAAAGAAUCUCGCAGUCGGAUUUUACUUGCAUUGUAGGACUGUGUAAUAAUGGAUUUUUUGGAACAUACUUUUGGCGGUUUGAAAUUGAAAUUUUGAGAAAUUUGAACAUACUUGUACUCAGUGCUUCAAGAGAUGUUUCACGACCAGAUGAAACGUCAAAACGUUUGAAGCGUGUUCGUAAAGUAUUUAAAGUGCCACAACAUUAUGACAUAUCAACACUCACUACAAAAAGUUACGACUGGGCAGUUGUAAUUCAAGCGAAUCGUAGAAUAAAAAAUAUACGAGGAAAAAAAUGCUCCAAAUUACUGCAAGGAAACUUUUUCUUGAACACUCAAUUGGUUUAA
Messenger RNA from Thelazia callipaeda (thelaziosis nematode), 627 nucleotides. Lineage: Eukaryota; Metazoa; Nematoda; Chromadorea; Rhabditida; Thelaziidae. The record is from the annotation of a GenBank genome assembly.